Messenger RNA from Cariama cristata (Red-legged seriema), 2007 nucleotides. Its product is annotated as nucleolar RNA helicase 2-like. Gene Ontology annotation, molecular function: helicase activity; RNA binding; ATP binding. The record is from RefSeq and is a predicted model, not a curated record. The annotation marks the transcript as partial. NCBI's taxonomy places the organism in Eukaryota, Metazoa, Chordata, Aves, Cariamiformes, Cariamidae. The transcript has 14 exons.
AAGGAGAAAAAAGAGAAGAAAUCUAAACGCCAUGACAAAUCUCGGAGGAGAAAGAUUCAGACGGAUGAAAGUGAGCAGUCGGAGGAUGAUGGUGAUUCCCCGAAACCCAAGAAAUCCAGGAGCGAAGUUAAACAAAAUGGUGAUAUGGGAGAAGAAAGCCCGGAGAACGGGAGGUUAUCUUCCUUAAGCAAUAAAUCCACCCACAAAAAGCGACAGAGGAAUUCUAGUGAAACGUCAAGCGGUGACAGUGAGCAAGAGCAGGAGAUGACUGGAGAACAGAAAGAGGGUGCUUUCUCCAAUUUUUCUAUUUCCAAAGGGACUGUUCAGCUUCUUCAAGCUCGAGGAGUGACGUACCUGUUUCCUGUGCAAGUGAAGACCUUCGACCCAGUAUACUCUGGCAAAGAUGUCAUUGCUCAAGCACGAACUGGAACAGGGAAAACAUUCUCUUUUGCUAUUCCCUUAAUUGAAAAGCUUCAGGGAGACUCACAGGAAAGAAGAAGAGGUCGUUCACCAAAGGUACUAGUUCUUUGUCCAACAAGAGAGCUCGCAAACCAGGUUGCCAAAGAUUUCAAGGACAUCACGAGAAAGCUAACAGUAGCUUGUUUUUAUGGAGGAACUCCAUACAAUGGACAAAUUGAUCUCAUGAGAAGUGGCAUUGAUAUUUUGGUUGGGACACCUGGUCGAAUCAAAGACCAUCUUCAGAGUGGCAAGCUGGACCUUACCAAGGUGAAACAUGUUGUACUUGAUGAAGUUGACCAGAUGCUGGACAUGGGAUUUGCUGAGCAAGUAGAAGACAUUUUACGAGUUGCAUACAAGAAAGAUUCUGAAGACAAUCCCCAGACGCUACUGUUUUCUGCAACUUGCCCUCAUUGGGUGUAUGAUGUGGCUAAGAAAUACAUGAAGUCUAAAUAUGAACAGAUUGACCUUAUUGGGAAAAGAACUCAAAAGGCUGCUACAACAGUAGAACAUUUGGCAAUAGAGUGUCACUGGUCUCAGAGAGCUGCUGUUAUUGGAGAUGUCAUUCAGGUCUACAGUGGCAGCCACGGGAGGACCAUUGUCUUUUGUGAGACCAAAAAGGAGGCAAAUGAACUGGCUCUGAACGCUUCAAUCAAACAGGAUUGCCAGUCGUUGCAUGGUGACAUUCCUCAGAAGCAAAGAGAGAUCACACUGAAGGGUUUUAGAAAUGGUACAUUUAAAGUUCUGGUUGCAACCAACGUAGCUGCCCGUGGUUUAGACAUCCCUGAAGUUGACUUGGUUGUACAAGGUUCACCACCAAAGGAUGUGGAGUCCUAUAUCCAUCGUUCUGGACGCACAGGUCGAGCUGGACGGACUGGGAUCUGUAUCUGUUUUUAUCAGCGAAAGGAAGAACAUCAGUUAAGAUAUGUGGAGCAAAAAGCGGGCAUUACAUUCAAGCGUGUUGGUGUUCCUACUGCAACAGAUAUAAUAAAGGCUUCCAGCAAAGAUGCCAUCAGGUGUCUGGAUUCUGUUCCUCAAACUGCUAUUGAGUAUUUCAAAGAAUCUGCUCGGUUCCUAAUACAAGACAAGGGACCAGUUAAUGCUCUGGCUGCAGCUCUAGCCCAUAUUUCAGGUGCUACUUCCAUUGAACAGCGCAAAAAGGAUGCGGGAUUUGUUACAAUGAUACUACACUGCUCUGAAGAAAUAAACAAUAUGAGCUAUGCUUGGCGAAGACUGCGGGAACUGUUGGGUGAUGAUGUUGACAGGAAGGUGAACAGAAUGUGUUUCCUCAAGGGAAGAAUGGGUGUGUGCUUUGAUAUUCCUGCAGCGGACCAAAAGGAGAUAGAGGCAAGAUGGGAAGAUUCAAAACAAUGGCGUUUGUGCGUGGCGACUGAAUUACCUGAAUUAGUAGAAUCGCAGCGGGGAGGAGGAGGCGGAGGAAAUGGCCGAAGCUUCUCAAGCUUCAGGAACGGGCGACGGGGUGGCUCUGGUAGAAACAGAUUCAGAAGCAGGGGCCAGAAACGAAGUUUUGACAGAGCAUUUGAUCGUUAA